AUGGCUGCUACCAGCAAUGAUCCUUCAUUGGGAGGAUCCCAAGACAUAUCAAUCGAAAGCGAUGUGCCUUCUGAGGCCAAUUUCGCAUUUCUUGUUCACUCGCAAGAUUCUUUGAGCAAUAGUACUCCUCCUAGCGUGGAUGACCAUCGUCUUGCGAGGCAGAAGCGUAAACGAACAAGCCCAGUAGACCAUGCGAUAUUGGAGGCUGAAUUUAAGCUCAAUCCAAAGCCAGACAAAUUAGCUAGACAACAGAUUGUCCAACACGUCGCUCUUGGCGAGAAAGAAGUUCAGGUACGUGGCUCUUCAAAUCAAGAAGAUACGUUCUCGGAGUCUUGCUCAAGUGUCCUCCAUGUCUUGAGUAGUCAACAAGACCCAUCGAGCCAAAGUAGUAUGACGCAACUCGAUCAGAACAAUACCGAAAUAGGUGUAAUCGCCGCCAUGAAUGAUGAUGAGCAGUUGUUGUCCCAGGGGAAUGAGAUCGAUGCUUUCCCAAGCGCUCAAAAUACCAAAGAAUCAGAGGGUAUUACCCAGACUUUCAAAUUGGACAGUUCAGGUACCAUGCGGCCAAGGGAUUCAGCCGACAUCCUGAAGUCACAGUCUCCGAGCAAGCGCCGACCUGGCUCGUAUGCAAAUCGUCGCAGUGCCUCUUUCAUCAUACAUGAUGAUCAUAGCCUUCCACUAAACAGGGAACCACGUUCAAGCCUGAAUAGUAGUCAAGAAUGCCCGAAGAGCCAAUCGGCAGUUCAAAAAGCGCAAGGUCUGCGAAGGACGUCUUCAUUAAUGAAACUUUCAACGGACGAAGACGGCAAAGCUCUCUUGAUGCCAAGGACAGGGGAAACGCCGUCCCCUCCGCGGGCAAAUGCGUCACUGACGGCUCAACUCAGACGCUCACGAGGACCAGGUCUGCUCCGCAGCUUUAGUGCUGUCGAUCCUGUGGGUAGCCUGAGUGUAUCAGAUGUUCUACCUGGCUUGAAGUCGAGACGCCAAACCCAUGGAAGGUCACGAGAUGCUCGUACAUGGGAGUUCUAUUGUGACGACCAGGCUCAAGAUGCUUUGUCUAAACAAGCUGAGAGGGAAGAGAGCGGAUCAGCCACAGCAGUGAUUGGCUUGAUGAGGUCAAACAGCAGCAAGAGGUUGACUUUGAAAUCAAAUGCAAAUAAACGUAACGCAACAAUACAAAAAAAUGAAGCAGCAAAGAGGCACAAAACUGAAAAUGAAAAAAUGAGCAAGCCGAAGUUGGAGCGCUCAAUAUCUUCUGUUGCGAAGUUGCAAACAACGAGCAGCAAUAUUCAAAAACAAAGGAACGAUAAGCCAGCGCCCAAGCAUAGCAAGUCCUAUUCUCAGCCUUACAUUCUCGAGGACCUGGACGGAGAUUCAGACAAAGAGAAUUGGGUUCCUGGCACUCAGCAGCGACCACCCCCGCCACGGCGGAGACCGGUGACAGACCAAGAGACUGCUCGCACCUUGCUAGAGAGUUUGCGUGAACCGAGUCAAAGCUCAAGCGGUAGCUCGCUAUUUGGCGGUGGAAAUUCUAGAAGGCACUCAUCAGCGACUAAAGUAAGUAACAGAGAGAACAGGACUCCGGAAGUAGAUGACGAUGUUGCUGUUUUCAUGGGGGGGUCAAGCCUGCCGAGGGAAGAAGAAGACCUGGACUGUGUCCAAAACUUAUUGAGCUUGAGCCAAGCAGCCUGGUGUUGA
This is a messenger RNA of Bacidia gigantensis, 1698 nucleotides long. RefSeq lists its product as uncharacterized. NCBI's taxonomy places the organism in Eukaryota, Fungi, Ascomycota, Lecanoromycetes, Lecanorales, Ramalinaceae. Gene Ontology annotation, molecular function: RNA polymerase II cis-regulatory region sequence-specific DNA binding. The record is from RefSeq and is a predicted model, not a curated record. The transcript is spliced from 3 exons. The coding region runs from base 1 to 1698 and encodes 565 amino acids. Gene Ontology annotation, biological process: cell differentiation; regulation of transcription by RNA polymerase II.